Messenger RNA from Peniophora sp. CBMAI 1063, 720 nucleotides. Lineage: Eukaryota; Fungi; Basidiomycota; Agaricomycetes; Russulales; Peniophoraceae. The record is from the annotation of a GenBank genome assembly.
AUGCCCUUAUGGAAGGUGCCAUGCUUGCUCGCCGUCUGGGGAAGCUAUAUGGUAGUAUCUACGCCUCCGCCUGUAGCAGCUCCUCCAGAAACCCAACGGCCAUACGAAGAGCUUAGCUGGGCCGCCAAGCUGCUACAGAAACGCGAUGCUGGACGCAUGAUUGUCAACUCUCUCGUCACCUACGUUAUGUUCGCCGAGGCGGCCUUUACAACCGGAAUUGCCGGCUAUGGCCCCAUCGACGAAGCGCCCAACUCGGACAAGAACAUGCGAUCACGAGACCGUUCCAACGCCAAUACAGUGUCCCCCGUAUUCCUGGCCGGCGUUAUGUGCUCUUUACUGGGCGGGAUACUACGCUACUGGUCAUACGAGGCAAUGGGACGACACUUCACCUUCCAACUCUCCAUCCUGGAAGAGCACCAACUUAUCACGGACGGCCCAUACGCCUACGUGCGCCACCCCGGUUACACCGCCCUCAUCCUCACAUUCUUUGGCAUAUCUGCAUGCGAGCUAUCCCCCGGCUCAUGGUGGAUCGAGGCACACAUCUUCGACAGCAUCUGUGGGAAGUUCAUGGGCUUACUGGGCAUCUGUGCGGUACUGCAGCUUGUGAUGGUGGUUUCGCGCGCACCGGCGGAGGAUAGGGCGUUGCGGGAGAAGUUUGGGUCGAGGUGGGAUGAAUGGGCGAGGAGGGUUCCGUACAGAUAUAUUCCUGGUGUCUGUUGA